Messenger RNA from Oreochromis niloticus (Nile tilapia), 1305 nucleotides. Its product is annotated as C-type mannose receptor 2. NCBI's taxonomy places the organism in Eukaryota, Metazoa, Chordata, Actinopteri, Cichliformes, Cichlidae. The record is from RefSeq and is a predicted model, not a curated record. The transcript is spliced from 7 exons. The coding region runs from base 120 to 1157 and encodes 345 amino acids.
CACCCUGAAAGGAAGAGCAGCCAAUCACCGAUACUCAUGAGCAUGACAGAACUCUGUAUUACUGGAGCUGUUAAUAGCACUGAAACACCUGAAAGACAUCUGUGUAAACGAGGACAUAAAUGGAAGACUGGGCUGGAAUCCAGAGCAGCAGCAUCAUGGAGAGGAUCCUGCUGUGUGUCUGCUGCUUCUCAGGCUGGUUUGUCUCCACAUGCUGUCCCCGUCAGUACCACUAUGUUGAUGAUACAAAGACUUGGACUGAAGCUCAGAGCUACUGCCAACAGAAUCAAACAGACUUGGCCUCCAUCGAGAACACUGAAGAAAUGAAGCAGCUGAACAGCACAGUUUCAUCUGCCGCUCACAGCUCUGAGCUCUGGAUCGGUCUGUACAGUCAGAUCAGGUGGAGGUGGUCAGAUGGGCUCACAGGGAGUGGAGCUGACUACAGGAACUGGGACACUUCUGAAUAUGAACCAGAUUUUUACUCUGGGGUUCAGUUCUGUGUGUCCUCUUUAAAAGGAAAAUGGUGGGAUUUUCAGUGCAGAGAGAAGCUCCAGUUUAUUUGCUACAGAGGAUCUCAGAUGAACCCUGAGUUUGAUUUGGUGGAUAAAGAAAUGAGUUGGUCCGAUGCUCGAAGGUACUGCAGGGAGAACUUCUUGGACCUGGCCACUGUCAAGAACCCCGGAGAGAACCAACAAGUCCAUGAAAAGGCUCAGAGUAAAAGGGUGUGGAUUGGCCUGCACAGAGAGCCACACAUUUACUGGUCUGAUGGCACAAAGUACUCAUUCUCAAACUGGGCCAGUGGGAUGAACCCGUUUAGGGGUAUGAGUAAGAUCUGUGCAGCUCUGACUCGUUCAGGAGAAUGGAAGACUUUGUCCUGUGAAACAAGAUUACCAUUUGUCUGCUACAGCCUCCCUACACCUGUAAAGAGGCAGGUAGUGAAGCUCACAGUACAUGUGGAGGACCCUCCUGUGGAUCUGAAUGACUCUGCUGUGAAAGCAGAACUGCUGACAAGGGUGAAGGAGCAGCUGAAGAAGAAAGGAGUGGGUGGAGUCAGUGUGAGGUGGAGAGUGCAGCCGUAUGGGAAGCUCUUGGCUGGAGAUGGAAGAAGAAAGAAGACUCUGAGAGAAAAAGAAAAAUGUUUCAAAAGCUUUUCUGCUUGAAUCAUGUGACAGCCAAUUAAACUUUAUUAUCCACACGUCAUUCUCCCAGCUGUGUCUGAGCACAGAUGUGGGCUAACAUCUGUUUUUAGGCUCUUCUGUCACAGUGUUUGUGGGCGUGGCCUCUUCUUUGGCUUUCAUAGAGAUAAAU